UGACAAAAAUCAAACUCCCCAUGAUAUUUUUUGUCUUGUCAAUUGCGCAACGCUCACAAGAACUAUCACCCCUUUCUUGCCUCGUUUGAUAUGUUCAUAUCAUAUUUCAAGUGAUCAACUAAAGUACACAAUUUUUUUUGAUCAGAAGAGGAUGAUGAAAUUACCAGAACACCCCCAUUCUUUUACCUCUUUGGCCAGAGCUAGCAGUUACAAACAGAGCCCCGCCGCCGGGAAGAUAAUCAUCCCCGCCAGUAAUUAUUAUUAUUACCAGCGGUCAACGUCGUCUCGCGUAACCUCCGAGGAGAUUUCCGAUGCCACGCUGACCGGGACUCCGGUUGAGCUCCGGCGGCUUUGCAAGGCCAAGAGGAACGACGGAGGAGUCGUGUCCGCGUUUCUCCGGUCUCUUUUGAGGAUUAUAUCUUUUCCCGCCGCGUGUUGGCGGUUCCCGGCGAUGGGGUCGGUGGCUGCAGCUCCUCUCGGCCGCGUAGUCACCGGGACUCUGUUCGGCCACCGGAGAGGCCACGUCAGCUACGCCGUCCAGGCCGACUCCCGGUCCGAGCCGGCCCUGGUGAUCGAGCUCCCCGUCACGACGUCUGCCUUGGUGAGGGAGAUGUCGUCCGGGGUCGUCCGGAUCGCGCUGGAGUGCGAGAAGCCGGGCGGGAACGCGGCGGCGGCGCGGCGGCUCUUCCACGAGCCGGUUUGGACGGUGUACUUCAACGGCAGGAAGUGCGGGUACGCGCAGUCGAGGGCGUGCACGGCGUCGGACUGGCACGUGCUGGGCACGGUGCGGAGCGUGUCGGUGGGGGCCGGGGUGAUUCCGGUGGUGGAAGACGGCGGCGAGUUGCUGUACAUGAGGGCCCGGUUUGAGCGAGUUGUGGGGAACCGAGACUCGGAGGCGUUUUACAUGAUGAACCCGGACGGCAACGGCGGAGCUGAACUCAGUAUGUUUUUACUUAGGAUAUGAUAUUAAUUAAGGUGGCCCAAUUGGGCUUUUGGGCCGGUUCAGCAACAAAUUUAACAUACUCCUAAGUUUUAGCGUUUUUUAAAAGAUCAAAUUCUACUCUCGGAUAAAAUACUCUUUUCUAAUGUGGUGUUUUUCAAAUUAGUCUUAGAAAAAUUUUAUUUAUAUAAUUGACAUUUGUUACUUAAGUAAUUAUUUGUAAGAAUGUCAUUUAAAUAAUGAUUAAUUUAGGGU
Molecule: messenger RNA, 1195 nt
Organism: Cuscuta campestris
Lineage: Eukaryota; Viridiplantae; Streptophyta; Magnoliopsida; Solanales; Convolvulaceae
Source: the annotation of a GenBank genome assembly